Molecule: messenger RNA, 4139 nt
Organism: Branchiostoma belcheri (Belcher's lancelet)
Lineage: Eukaryota; Metazoa; Chordata; Leptocardii; Amphioxiformes; Branchiostomatidae
Product: cytoplasmic polyadenylation element-binding protein 1-like
Exons: 14
Coding region: 62-2155 (697 amino acids)
Biological process (GO): negative regulation of cytoplasmic translation
Cellular component (GO): neuron projection; cytoplasm; synapse
Molecular function (GO): ribosome binding; mRNA regulatory element binding translation repressor activity; mRNA 3'-UTR binding
Source: RefSeq, a predicted model, not a curated record
AGAUUUGAAAGUUGUUCCUGCAUUCAUGUGGUAAUUUCGGCCAGAAAAACAGGUGGGAAGGAUGAAGCAGUACGCUGGCGAGUAUAAAACGCGCUCACAGAGCCCACAGUGCGCCUGCUGCAAGGAAUCUCGACUUGUAAGCUCUUCCCGAAACCUCCAAGGGAGACCUCCUCGGCACGUUACGGCAGAAGGCACCGUGGCCACCGACGGCAGUGUGCGCCGACCCCCGCCGGGGUUCUCAAGGAAGGCCAUGCCUGUGGCACAGUCAACUCCUCUUCACUCCGAUCAUCACCAAGGUGAUUCGGAGGACGCGUUGAGCAUGCUCAGUCGUGGAAACGGGGGAGACAACUCGGAUAUUCUACAGCGUAUAAACGCGAUACUGGACAACACACUGGACCUCCAUGGCACCAGUGCUAGUCCUGGGAAACUGGUCACUUCUUCAGGUCCAGACAUGCCUACCUCCAGUGCCAGUAACCCAGUACUGACUGACGCUAUGGCAAGUCUCUCACUCUCUGACGUGUCCAGUAACUUGGAGUUCCAGCCCUUUGGCGGAAUGGCGGUCGCCCUGCCUCCUACCCAGGAUGCUUUGCAGGUCCCGUCGUCGGUGAUGACUCCCAUGUCGAUAAUCGACCGCCUUGUUGCGAGCAUGCCGUGUAACCCCACCAUCGGUAAGCAGGCUACUCACCAUGACAGUUACACUAGAGGACUGGACUUUGUUCACUCAUCUGGACCAGACCCCCUGCAGAGCCAGCCGGCGUCCUACUUCACGACCGCGUACGAUCGGCGCCGGAACUACCGACAGAACCAGGAGCGCGACGCACCGUUCCCCCCGCCGUAUGGACUGCCUCACGGGGACCGCGGUGGUUACGUGGACGGCAGGACGGAACAGAACCUGUACCACAACCCUCUGGACAGGAGCUCCUACAGUUACAGUCAGAUGGACAGGGGCAGCUACGAACCUGUGUUUGGAGGAGGCGGAUUCAACCACAUGUACGAUCGCCAUGGUAACUCGCGCUCCCCGAGCCCCAGUGACUCGGACACGAGCGGCGUCAGCAGCAGCACAGGGUCAAUGUCACCUGAGGACACUCUCUCCUCACUUGUGGGAGGUCUGAGCCUGGAUUCUAACCCUCGCAGUCCCAUGCGACGCCAUUUUGACCCACACAUCAGUUUCUAUGGCAACCAGUUGCCCUCCAACGACCUUGACAGUCCGAUCGGUGUGCCCUCCGGGGCCAGUCUCCUGUCGGACCGGCGCUGGGCCGGCGCCAACUGGUUCAACGAUCCGUUCAGGAUCGAACGAGAUGCCAGGAUGUAUCGCAACGCUGCUGCUAUGUGUGAGCCGACCUGUACCUGGAGUGGCCAGCUCCCUGUGAGACAGCACAAGUGUCCCAUCUACUCUCCUAAGGUCUUCUUAGGGGGAGUUCCCUGGGAUAUCACUGAAGUUGGACUCCAGGCUGCCUUUAAACCGUUUGGACCAAUCAAAGUGGAGUGGCCUGGAAAGGACAACAAACACCCGCGCUACCCGCCAAAAGCAGGUUACGUGUACGUGCUGUUCGAGUCAGACAAGGCGGUGAAGGCCCUGCUCCAAGCCUGCACUCAUGACUUCAGCCAUGGAGGGGAGUACUUUUACAAGAUCUCAUCCAGGCGUAUGCGAUGCAAGGAGGUACAGAUCAUACCGUGGGUGACAUCGGACAGUAACUACGUACGCUGUCCGUCCCAGCGACUGGACCCUGGGAAAACCGUGUUUGUUGGGGCGCUGCACGGGAUGCUGAACGCCGAGGGACUCGCCAACAUCAUGAAUGACCUGUUCGGAGGAGUGGUCUACGCUGGGAUUGAUACAGACAAACACAAGUAUCCUAUUGGGUCGGGCAGAGUGACCUUUGGGAACCACAAGAGCUACAUGAAGGCCGUCCAGGCUGCUUUCAUCGAGAUCAAGACUCCCAAGUUCACCAAAAAGGUCCAGGUGGACCCUUAUUUGGAGGACUCCCUGUGCAACACUUGCAACUCCCAGCCAGGGCCGUUCUUCUGCCGCGAGAUGUCGUGUUUCCGCUACUACUGCCGCUCCUGCUGGCAGUGGCACCACUCGCUGGACACCCUGCGCCACCACCGGCCACUCAUGCGCAACAACAAGUCCCGCAGCCGUGACACAGACGACUGACCAAUGAACAUGUAGCAGUUGAGGGGCAUUUGGAAGAGGCCACUUGAUUGGUCAGUCCAAGAAGACCUCUGGCAGCUGAUUGGUGCCUGUUGCUCACCGGGACAUCAGCUGCUCGUUUGGCGGCAACAGAUUCGUCCCGGCACCCACUACAGUUUCAAGAUCAGGGAAAUCAAGAGUGAAGUCAGCAGCUCGUUUGCUGCAUGAUUCUUUGUUGCAGUGCCUUUAUAUUCAAGAUCAAACUAUGAUUAUUUAUUGAUCAGGCAGAGCCUGGAAAGAUCACAUAUGAUUUAUUUAAGAUGGUUUUAUAUCUACCAAAGAUGAUGAUUAUGAUUAUACUUUCAAAUGUAGUGGGUGCAAAUUACUUUGAUACUGCCUCUAGGAACAAUUAGACAUUAGUAAAAUAGUUGCAUUGUGGACUUUUAUAUAGAAGAAGCAAUAAAUGGUCAUUUUGUUGAAGAUUUUUUUUUCUUUUUGGUUGUAAAUUUAAGUUAAAGAUUAUAUUUGAGUUGAUUUAAAAGUUAUAAUAGAUGAGAUUGAAGGUACAUGUGCUCAAAUCUUUACAGUUGAAUGAUAUUAAGUUCAUUUUUGCAACCAUACCAGUAUCCUAGUGAAAAAUAUUUCACCAGUUUUAUACAUUUGCUGUUAAAAAGGAUUUACACUUGUGCUUCUUCAAAAGUUCAGAGUUCAACUGUCAUUUGUUCAAAUUAACUGCUACAGUUUUGCCAUGGAACGUUUUGGAAACUUGAAAAUAGGGCUCUAAGAAAACCACCCAUAGGAUGUUUUUAUGUUGCACUUCAUAGCACUAACAAUAGCUUGGCAGAGCCGUUAGAAUAAUAAGAAGCUUUAAACUUGAUGUUACAUCAACAGAGGUGGACUUCUUACAGUUAAAAGGCUGUUUUAAAGAACUUUGUUUGAAUCCAUUUUGCAAUCUCGCAGGCAAGUCACACAUUUUAGACAACAUGGUCACAUAUUGUUUUUAAAUAGGGGAAAACUAGAUGAUCAAGGUAAAAAACAAAACAAUGAAUAAUGAUGCCAUGAUUUGUGGGUAAAAUAAUUCAGGCUUGUCACAUUUUAGCUGAGCUCAGUUUUCACUCAAACUUAGGGUUAAUCAUUUCUUGAAAGCAAAAGUUUACGACAACACUGCUAAAAAAGAAAUGGAUGUUUUAAACUGGAUUUACCGUAACACCUAAUUUACUUACUGCAAUAAUUCCAAUUUUUUGCAAUAUUUAAGUAAGAUAUUAGAUGAUGAUAUUGUUUUUGUAUAUAUUUGAAUUGUUGCUGGUAAGGCUUAUUUCUAAGUUUUUGGAUAUUUUUGAUGUUUUUGACGUGAUAUGCGGACAGAUUAUUUCGGUAUCGGAACGGCUAUGGAUAUGACUUAUGACUUGGAGUGUCUUCGGACAACUUUGCAUGAAUGUUACGUAUGACUGUGAACUUUUUGAAACUUUGACCAGAGAUAUCAUGAAGGUGACACAAAUUUUGCGUAGAUUGGUUCAAUUCGGCGGAAACGUGCUUAAAGACAAGAAGUAGUUUUAGAAAGCUGGAAGACAUUUUAAGGUUGACUUUAUUAUAAGUAUUUGAGAUUGAAGAGUUUGGAGAAAAGCCCAGGUUUUUGAAUAAGGAUGGCUUAAAGAGAUCUUAGAAAAUUGGCACAAAGUCAGAGCAGAGUAUGUUUAACAUUGCCCUGUUCUUGUUUUUUGACAUUAGCAAAGGGCGUGACAGUUUUUGUUCUACGAACUGGCCUUCAUGUUUAAGUUCCAGUUUAAAACUGAGUGCUCUGCUUUGGCAUUUUUUACUAUUGAGCAUUUAAGAGGUGAAUUUAAGUAACAAAGUUCUGUUGAAGUAAACAACGGUGUUAAAGAAAUGAGAGGUAAUGGUGGAUAGAGAGAUGACACUGCGUUUCCAUGCUUUAUAAGCUGUUUGACUGCACUGUAUGAAUGUUCAAAAAGCAUUGAAAAAUAAAAAAAAGUUGUUCAGCUUUAAUGCA